This is a messenger RNA of Mytilus trossulus (common blue mussel), 6763 nucleotides long. RefSeq lists its product as uncharacterized. The record is from RefSeq and is a predicted model, not a curated record. The coding region runs from base 120 to 2729 and encodes 869 amino acids. Lineage: Eukaryota; Metazoa; Mollusca; Bivalvia; Mytilida; Mytilidae. Gene Ontology annotation, molecular function: S-adenosylmethionine-dependent methyltransferase activity; tRNA (5-carboxymethyluridine(34)-5-O)-methyltransferase activity; tRNA binding. Gene Ontology annotation, cellular component: nucleus; cytoplasm. The transcript is spliced from 5 exons. Gene Ontology annotation, biological process: tRNA wobble uridine modification; tRNA methylation.
UUUAAUUAUAAUUUCCGGAACGUUGACGGUACGAGACAACAAAGCCAAGAAAGGAUCAGAAAGAUUGUAAUUUGUCAGACAGUUUAAUGUGUUUAUAAGUUGAUUGUGAUCUCCAAUGGAUGACAUUACCGCGGUUACCAUCAGUAAUGAAAGGUGGACGUUAUCUGGAGGAAAAACAUGUCAGAAAAGUCUAUGAUACAAUUGCACCAAGUUUUAAUGAAAUACCACAGAAAGUUUGGCCAAACGUCAAAAAAUUUAUCAAAAAUUUACAUCCAGGAUCACUGGUUGCUGAUAUAGGUUGCGGUAAUGGCAGAUAUCUUCACAUUAAUAAAUCAGUUUAUAAGUUUGGAGUCGACGCAUGUUAUCCUUUAGUUGAGCUGUCUGGAGAGAAGGGAUAUGAAGUAUUAGUUGCUGACAACCAGUCUUUACCUUUUAGAGAUUGUGCCUUUGAUGCUGUUAUUUCUGUUGGGGUGCUGCAUCAUUUCUCUACUGAGCCAAGGAGAGUAAAGGCAUUGAAUGAACUGUGUAGAAUAUUAAGACCUGGUGGAAAACUCCUGGUAUAUGUCUGGGCCUAUGAACAGAAACAUAGAAGGUUUGAUGGCCAGGAUGUGUUGAUACCAUGGCAUGCUGGGAAAAAAAUCACACAAAAAGGAUUGUUUAAUUCAGACCAGGACAUAUCAAGUACCAGUUCAAUCAGUGAAGAUGAGUCCAUUGAUUCCACCAGACAUGUUAUCCAGAGAACUGUUUCUGAUCCUUCCUGUCCUUGCUGUCAACCUUCUCAAACGACCUUGAUUAACAAACUUCUGUCCUCUAAACCUCUGUCGUCAAGGCAACGAUCCAAUACUCUACCAUCAUCACUGGAGGCUUUGACGGGUAACCAUGACGAUGAAAGUGAGAUACAAGAAGAGUGUAGAAAACUUCAGAUGUCUCUUAGAGAAAUGUCUGCUAGUCAUAAUCACUUGAGUGCUUCAAACGAUUCAGUAUUCUGUAAUGGUGCAACGAAUGAGAAUGAUGAAGAUGGGAUUGUAUUUGAAUCAAAACAUUUUGCAAACAAAAAUGAUUUGUCUAGAGAGAAUGAAAUUUCUGCCUGUGAAAAAACGGACAUAUCCAAUCAAAUUUUAAAUGAACCUUGUCAGAUACCAAGUCAUAAUUUACCGUCUACUCACAAUUAUUGUGAUGUGAAUUCUAAUGUAGAUUCUCCACAUGAUCAACUAGAGCAGACAGGAAUAGUGAAUGAUAAUAAUGAAGAGAAGCCAACUAAAAAAAUGUCUUUCUUUGAUACAAUGAAAAAACGUUUCCUUAAAUUUAUAGAUUCAAAAUUCGAAAAUAAAAGUCCUUCAGAUCAUGAGCUGUCUGCAGGUAAGAGGAAAUCAUCAUCAGAAAACAAAUCACCGUCCGGGAAUGACAGAAAUAUACAGGAUGUGAAUUCACAGAGUACAUUUGCUUGCUUUGCUGUUAGAGAGUUUCCCAUGAGCAGCUGUCAUAACUACAGAAAUUCAGGAUGUUCAACUCAGGAUGAAAAUAGCAUUCAAAGUUUUCUGGAUCCUGGCUAUCAUACAACACAACCUGAAGAACAGGCUGCCAGUAAAUCAGCCAUCUUGUCAACAGGAGUUAAUGAUUUAAGACAACAUGUCAACACAAGUGAAUUACAACAAUCUGUUAAUACAAGUCUAUAUGAUCAAUCUGUUAAAGACCCUCAAAAUAGUUCAGGUCUUUCUACUAUAUCGAUCUCAAACUCUCAAAAAUAUAAUCAUUAUGAUCUGGAUAAAUCUCAUGGAAAUGUUGAUAAAAAUGGAAGAAAUAAGUGCAAUAAAACUUUUAUGAAUGGUCAUCAGGAAAAAAAUAGUCAGGGUGUUACCAAGGUGAUGAAUGGUGCAAGUAAAAAACAGUGCAAUAAGAUUGUAAAUGGUCACAAACAACAACAAGGACAUGAAGGAGGAAUGUGCAAUAUUAUUGAUUCAGACUGUGAUCAAAAUUCUCAGUUAAAUUCUCUCAACGCCAAAACUUCAGGAAAGUGGUCACAUGACAGAGAUAUCCCAUGUGACCAUGAUCUGUCUCACCGACAAAAUGGAUCAACAGUCUCAGGGAUUCAUAAUGGCCUAAAAAACAAUUCAAAGAAUGGAUGUGAUAAAUCCAGCCAUAUAAAGUAUUAUGAAACAACAAAAACAACAGAAACAAACAGUAUUUCAGGGGAGACAACUACUCAACAUAAUGUUUCAAGGGAGACAACACACAGUCAAAACACUACAUCUAAUUGCUAUUACAGAAGGGAAAGUAGUGGAAACGAAUAUGCAAGUCAAUCUGAGUGUAAAAAUGGGAAGAGCAGUGACAAAAACAAUUCUCCAUUGAAAAAUAAAAGUGAUGAAAUAUUUCAAAAGAAUGGAACAACUCACAACGAUAAUAGCCGAGUAAAUAGAAAUCAAAAUCAUAUCAGAAGCUCAGAAAACAUAUCUUCUAGUCGUCUAUCUAAUCAACAGUCCUUUAAAUCAUGUGACACCUUACACAAUGGUGCUAAUUAUGUGCCUUCUCCAUCCUCUACAAUGACAGAAGAGGAGUUCCAAAUGUCGACCGCUAGACUCUGUAGGUUUUAUCAUGUUUUCAAACAAGGAGAGUUGUCUAACCUGAUAUUUAAAUAUGUAGAUAAUUUGUGUAUAGUUAGUUGCACAUAUGAUCAUGGUAAUUGGUGCUUAAUUGCUGAGAAAAUAGAUAGUGAUGUAAAUAAUGUUUGAUAGCAUGAAACGAUUGUAGCAGAUAAAUGUUUCCAUGGUAACUGGUGCUUGGUAGGAUAGUAAAAUGAAGAUAAACAGAAUGCUUUCUUACACAUUUGUUGAACUUUUUUCUUAAAUAUUCUACAAAUUGUGUAACUAAAAACAUUUUUCAAGAAAUACUUGGAAUUUCCUUUUAAUACCAUGUUUACUUAGUUAAAAGUGAUAUUGUGAUCAUGGUGAAAUGACAAAACACUUUUAAAGUAAAUACCUUUAUCAUGAGAUUUACUUUUGUAAUGAAAAUUAGGCUUGCGCCAGUUAUAACAUAAAACUCAGGAAAUUCAAAUGAGUGAAUGUUUUAUAUAUUUUUAAUUAGAUUGUAUUAAUGAAAUAAUGAAAUGGUUGAUUUUAUUUUUUAACAAGUACUUGAUUUUUAAUUCUUUCAUUGUGAGACAGAUGCAUGCUAUAUUUCAUUUCACAAAAGAACUACGUCACAUCUUGGUGAACAUAGCAAUGAUUAAUAAGUUUUAGGUGAAAGGUCAAACAGAAAUAUUCUCUAGUUAUGAUCAACAUUGUGUACUUACAUUGUACAUCUAAUCAAAAUAAAGUGCAUUAGUACUUAUCUCACUAUUUAUAUACAUUCAUUGUUUUUUGUAAGCUUUUAUUAUUUAAAAACUUUUUCCAACAACAUUCCUGCAUUGUGCCUAUUUGAUAUUUACAAAUGAUUUAUAUAACUUUUGCUCACUACUUGGUUAAUGGUAUGACCAUUUCUACUUAUACACAGUCCUACGCUUUCUUUCAGCAUACUGCUAUCAAACUUAUUCCAAUGUGUUCUAUCAUCAUAAUCAUGAUAAGUCGAUUUUAGAAUUGAGUAACAUGAUAAUCAUUGCUGUAACCUUUUUGAAAGCUCAAUAGGUCAUAGAUGUUAUAUUUUAUUGGGACAUGAAAGUUCAUUAUAGUUACAUCAUGUGACUGUUGUUUACCAAUCGAAACAAUGGAAUCUCAUAAAACAUAUCGUGUAAUGUUAUUAUUUAUCUUUAAUUCAGAUGAUCCAUAAAGAUUCAUGCAAACAUUAGAUUGCUUAAACUUUCAGCCCCAACUAGUCAUUUUGAAGUACAUGUAUGUAUAAACACCUCAUUACCCUCCCCCUUUUUUCUCAAAGUAGAUUUAGAAAAUGCUCCAUCAUGUUGUUCUGUUUUUGUUUUGACAGUUUAAGGGGUAUAUGCCUUCCUGGUAUCCACCUCUGUUUAUAAUAAACUUGUAAACUUUAUCUAUUUAUUUGAAACUUUCUCUUAGAUUUAUUUAUUUAACGGGCAUUUUAUCUAUAAUUGUCGAUAUAUGCUAUACAUUAUAGUCAAAUGUAUUUAUGGUUGUAUCAUGUAUAUAUUGUUUUGCCAUUUAUUUUCUUCUUAUUUUUAGAAGUAAUCAGCUUUGUAUAAGAUGUAUAAUUUAUUUUUUAGAAGAAAUCAUUUCAUAAAUGACGAUAUAUAUAAUUUUUUUUUAGAAAUGAUAGGCUUUGUUUCAGUUGUGAUAUAAUUUAUUUAAAGCAAAUAUAAAUUUAUUUAUUUUUUAUUGAAUUAUUUAUUUAUUGAUUUACACUUGAACUGUAAUAUUGCCUUAGAAAAUAAUCAAACACAUUCUUGCCUUGAUUUGACAAAUAGUUAAGCCUCAGUAGGCAAUUAGUCUUCUCAAUGUUUUUUUCUCAUAUGUUAUGGAGUUCAUUGAAAGGGGGGAUAACUCUUUAUUGAUAUUCUAAUAUGUUGUUUCACAUGAUAAAGAAAACAUAUAUAAACAAAAAUUGCAGACAGUAAUCAAUUGAGUUUCUUUUUACAUUUUUAUUCUAGAUUGAUUUAUACUUUCCCAAACUGCAUGAACUGAUUAAUUUUAUCACUGAUUAUUACUACUAUUUUAUCACUAGCAUGACUAUUUAGAUGUAAAAGUGCCUCUCACAUUUACAACAUUUAUUGGUUUAUUAGCCUUCAUAGAUGUUUCUGAAAUUAGUUGACAGUUAAAAUUGCUCAAUUUCUAAUAUAAAGUAAUGUUUUAGUAUUGUGAACGGAAGAUCAGUUCAGGCAUAGUUUAUACACAGAAGUUGUUAAAGGGAGAUAAUUGAAAGAAAUAAAAAAAACCAUUUGAGUUGCUAUGAGCUCACAUAAUUUGCAGUGGCAGUAUUUUAAUACUGCUUGAAAUGCUCAAUUUCCCAUAAAAAUUAUAACAUAUAAAUGCUUAUAAUGUCUACCUUUAUUCGUAAUACUUGAUUUACAUACAUUAUACUCUCAAUAUCUUAUUUCAAUGAGUUAUUUUAUAAAUGUGUAUACUUUUUGUAAGUACAAAUAUACGAUUUUGCUAUUUAUUUUCCUGGUGAUGAAAAAAUUAUGAAGAUCUGUGUCAUCUAUUGUCAUCUCACUUCGUUAGUUAUAUUUUUUUGCUAGUCAUAGAUUUCAUAUACAAUAACAUUGUAAUUCAUUAAAAAUAUAUUUUACAUUGCUGAAAUUGUCCAUAAUUCAGACAGUGAUCUCAUUUGAUGCUCUUCUAUUGGUGCAUUAAUCUCUUUUAAGAUUACCUAGAUAAUGAAGCAUUUAUAUUUAACACUCAUGUCUAACAUUUUCUUACCCAUUUUAACAACUACACAUAAUGACGAUUAACUGUUAUUACAUGUAUAGCAUAAAUACUUUUACAAACUUACUCUAUUUUUGCAUUUAUAAGUUUUAUUUGAUGUGAAUAUUUUUAUAGAAUACUGCAUUGUACUAAGCCAUAGACAGCCAUGACACUGGUUGAAUUGUAUUAGAGAAAUGAAUAAUUGAAUGUUAAUAUGUCAGAUUAUAUACAUUUUUAGCUUAAACAAUUCCAUCUUUUCACCAAGUUAUCUCCCCUUGUGUAAGAAUUCUUGGAUAAAAAAUGUACAGAGGAGCUUGGGGCAUUAGAUCACUUUUCAUCAUUAUAGAGUGGGGGUAGAAGGGGUCGUUAAAAACAUGAAAUCCUGAGAUAUCCUGAGGUCCCUAAAUACGAAAAAAAGAAUUCCCGGAUCCCAAAAGAGUCAAUCCCGAAAUCCUGAGCUUAAAAACGCCCGAUUCUGGAGUCCUGUCAAAGGUUCUAUUCCCCCUCACUAUACAUGUCAAUGAAUUUUUUCUGCCUAUUUUCCUUUCAUUUCAUGUUUUCCUGCUGAUUCUAACACACUCAAGACUGCAUUGAAAGUCCUUUAUAUGUUAAACAUUGGAAAUUUGUACCUGUGCAGCCCCAUUAUACUUAUUCCAAAACUAGAGGUUUUCACAUUUAAAGUUCUAGUAAGGUAUAAUGGUUGUGUUUGUAAUGAAUAAAAAAUGUUAUUUAGGCCAAGCGAAUUAAUUUAAAGUAGUAGCUAAAUUGUUUUUAAAAUAUCUGUAGCACAGAACAAGGGGAUUCAUGUCCCUAGGACAUCUUUAAUAUUUCAAUAGAGUUGUUUUAAAAGUACUUUCAAAGAAAAUAAAGUUCUGUGAUUAAAUACAUACAGUAAAAUAAAGGGCAAUACAAAAUUGAAUUUUAUGUUCCGUGGACUCAAAAGAGUUUGUGAACCUCACAAAAAAACCACUAUUACUUGCAAAGGGAAACAACUCUUGUAAUAAUAAGUGAUGAAAAGGGGAACAACUCAUGUAAUGAUAAGUGAUGAAAAGGGGAACAACUCAUGUAAUACUAAGUGAUGAAAAGGGAAACAACUCAUGUAAUACUAAGUGAUGAAAAGGGAAACAACUCAUGUAAUAAUAAGUGAUGAAAAGUGGAAAUGUUUAACUUUAGUGUAAUAAUAUUAAUGAAUCUCUUGAUUAUCUUAUGUGCCAUCUUGAUGAAACUUUUCUUUUGUGCAAUGUCAAUGGAAGUGAUCUUUGUGCAAUAUUGAUGGAACUUUUCUUUUCUGAAAUGUUGAUAAAAUUUAUUUUUUCUGCAGUGUCAAUGAAACUUAUUUUUGUGCAAUCCUAAUGAAAACGAUCCAUAAUGCAAUGUUGAUGAAUAAGAUUUUUACCAUUUCGUUCUUCUCCUUUUACUUUUGUUUGUGUUGUUAUUUAAAACAAUAAAAUUAACUUUGU